AUGCCUUUUCUGAAGAAGCUGCCAGGGCGGUCAAAGGGUUGCCACAACAACAAAGGCCUAGGAGGUGGAGGAGGAGGAGGAGGAGGUGGAGGCCUCGUGGAGCAGCAGACUACCAGUGGCACCCUCAAUCCCUUCGAGGAAGUGGACCUUCAACAGCAGCAGCAGCAGCAGACCCACACAUAUUUUCCAGAGGAAGCCUUGGCCCUGGAGCGGGCCCAGCAGCGACAUUGUUCCUUCGACAGCGAGCCGGAGGAGAAUGGUGGAGGUGGAGGAGGAGGAGGAGGAGGAGGAGGAGGGUCAAAGGGCAGGGGCACACUGGUGCGUCUCUACAGCUCGUCCCCGCUGAAGACACUGGGGAAGUUGGGGAAAGAGCUGCGCAACACGGCCCGCAACAAGUGGGGCGCCGGCAGCAACGGGCCCAGCUCCCGCAGCUCCACCCUGCCCAAUGAGAAGAGGCGGAACAGCCGCAGGGGAUCGGAGGAGAUCAUGAACCUGCUGAGAUUUAGUCUGGCCAGCCUCCGCAAGGACUCCACCUGCAGGGACAGCAUCCACGGCGACCCCAGCAUCGAGAUCGACGACAACGAUCGCCGACGGCCGUCCUUCCUGCGCAUCGUGAGCCUGGGCAAGCUGCGGCGGGAGUCCAUGAUAGACCGCAUCUCCCAGGAGUCCCUGGAGGAGAGAGUGGAGACCCCGCCAGAGGUCAAGCCCAGGGAGCCCCUCUCAGUCCUGGAGAUCCUCCGCCUGGUGAACCAGCGGAACCUGCUCCUGGCCGACACGCACAUCCAGGAGCUGGAGCGGGAGUGCGAGCUGGACCAAAACAACGGCCCCAGCAUGGCGGCCCUCACCUCCCGCCGCUCCAGCGCCAUGUCGGCCGGCAGCGGCGCCGAGUCCACCAUGUCGGCCACCUCCUCGGGCCUGUGGCUGGGGGGCGACUCCGUGGGGGGCCGGCGCAAGGCCAAGGACGUGGAGCUGCUCUACGAGGCCCUGCAGCAGGAGAUGUGGGACGUGGUGCGGGAGUCUCUGCGGCAGCCGUGCGCCGGGCCGCAGCUUGGCCUGGUCGUCCUGGUGAUCCAGCAGGAGGAGCAGGCGGACGCCGCCUGGAUCCAGCGCGAGAAGGACUGCUCCCUGCCCGAGAGCAUCCACCGCGAGCGGGAGCGCGGCUUCUCCAUCUCCAUGAGCCACAGCGUGUCCAUGUCCCACAGCGAGGGCUUCGGGACGGGCAUGGGCAUGGGCAUGGGGAUGGGGACGGGACUAGGGGGGCUCGGGUCUGGGUCCAGCUCCAGGCCGCGGGGGCUGAUGAGGCGCUGGCAGGAGGCGGUAGGCGAGGCGGCGGACUGGUCCCUGCCCCAGCCGGGGGGCAUCUCGGCGGGCCAGCUGGCCGGGUUCCUGGAGCGGCUGAGCGGGCGGGUGCUGGAGGACCUGGACGCGGCCAAUAGGAACGUGGUGGCCAUCUACCCGGAGGAGUUCGGGGCGUUCCAGGUGUACGUGCGGAGCUACCACCGGGCGGUGGCGUCCAGGCUGAAGACACUCACCAGCGGGCCGCUGCAGAUCACAGACACCUACGCCCUCCUGGACUGGAUCUACAACAUCUACAGCAGGGAUGUGCUAGGACCAGUGGGGAAGAUGGCCCCAGUUGACUGCACACAGUUAGAGCCGCUGCUGCCCCCCAAGUGUAUUGACAGACUGGAGCAGGACUGUGUCAAUACUGUCAAGGACAAGGUUAGCAUUGAGCUCUCACAAGUACUGGAGGACGAGGAGAGAAGAUGGGCCCAGUCUAUGCACAUUGAGGAGUACCAGUCCAACCUUGCACGCUCAGUCAUACAGCGAUUGAAAAUAGACAUCGAUAGAUCCACAGCCAUCAACGAGCAGUUGGGAGCUCGGGUGGCCCGCUGCACUCUCAGUGGCCUAGCAGACUUCCUGCAGAGUUUCAGGAGGAAGGUGGAGCUGUUUCACGAGACGCAGGCUGAUUUCGGAGACAGAGGGGACGGCUACAUCUCCAAGACGAUCGCCCUCGUCAACUGCAUUCCUCCCUUCAGGAACUUUGUGGACCGAUGCCGGCAGUGUGAUUCGCUGGGGAGCGAGGAUUCCCUGUACCAGGCCCACUCCUCUCUGGAGACCAUUGUCAACCAGGCCACUCAAGUACUCACCGACAAACUGUUUGAGAAUAUCAGGCCCUUUUUCGAUAAACUGGUGAAACGGAAAUGGAUAAACAACACUGAGGCCUAUGAGAAUAUAGAGAUGAUCAUCAAACAGCACUUCAAGAAGUUCCGUAGAAUGGACUGCCCUCCAUAUCAGACGCUGGUGAAUGAGGUACACAGGCGGGUCCUGAUCGAGUAUGUAAGAGCCAUCAUGAAAGGCCGCGUCAUCUGCACGUCCCUGAAGAUGAGGAAGAGGGUGGCCUACAGACUCCAGGACGAGGCCAAACAGAUCAAAGCACUUUUCAAAGACCUGGAAUCUGAAUGUUCAUGGUUUGACAGUGUCAUUGGCCACUUGGCAGACAUCAUUCUCCUCGAGGACAUUCCGUCCAUUCAGAUGGAGGUGGGAGUUUUGGUGAAGGAGUUUCCGGACAUACGGAGAAGACACAUCUCCACGGUGCUAAAUGUCCGGGGGAUGAUGCAGCAGACGCAGCGGCAGGUGAUCCUAAGCAUCGUGGGCGAUCUGGAGAACAGCGAGAGCCCCGUGCACAUACCGCACGACCACACCCUCUUCUCCGAGAUCCCCGUCACCAGCGAGAUGUCCUGCGUGGGCCUGGUGGUGGUGCGAGUGGCCCUCACCGUGUCCUCCUGGGUGGCUCCCAUAUGGCCGCGCCGCAGAUUUAGGUACCGCCAUCGCCGCGGCUACACAUGAGACUCUCUCAGGUGGCCAUCUUGGAAAAGGAGGCCAUCUUGGUCCAUGGAGGAAUUCAUGCGAUAUGAUUGUAAAAGGGAAAACAUGAAAAGGAAUGUGCAAAAUCUUCGGUCUCAACUGAAAGAAAAGUGUGAAUUAAAUAUGGAUGUAAAUAAACAUAAUCAAGACAGACACAGUUGCAGACAAUGGCUUUCAACAGGACUAUUUGCCAAUAAUGCAACGAUAUGUGCAGUUAUGUUACAUAAAAUGUUUAUCGCGUUUCAUUUGUUUUAGUCAUGAGAUCAUAUUUUUCACAGAGUAUGGACUCAUAACAUCCUACUACAGCUCGAUGAAUCAAAAGACUAAAAAUGUUCACCGUAUUUAGUAAAACACUAUUUCAUUCAGUUUUGUAAUUUAUGUUUAAAAUUGUAAAUGAAAAUGAAGAAUUAAGAAUGUGCUGGAAACUUGCUGAUCUUGAGGGGUUGUUGCAUCAACCAAAUCUAUUUAUUGCUUUGUAGUUAAGCACCUUAAAAUGUGCAAUAAUCUCAUAUUUCCCCUCACAUGUUUUUUGUUUUCUUGAUGUUGUGUUUCCGUUGUAUUUGCAUUGGUGUGGAUUAUCCACCAUCUUCAUAUUUUUGAAAGAAAUACUGUCACACGCUGCUUUGAAAGACAAUAAACCUGCUCAGCCAAAUGCUUGGGCUUGGCAUAAACUUGAUCAGACAAAUAUUGUUCUCUUUCCAUGAACUGGUUCAUCAGUUAUUUAAAAGAAAUGGCCACCAACUGCCAACCAUUCUUUUCUACUCUGUGACCCUUGUGACUUGAAGAAAUAAAUUAUGAGUGAAAAACG
Messenger RNA from Engraulis encrasicolus (European anchovy), 3673 nucleotides. RefSeq names its product exocyst complex component 3-like 2a (gene exoc3l2a). Gene Ontology annotation, biological process: exocytosis; exocyst localization. The record is from RefSeq and is a predicted model, not a curated record. The coding region runs from base 1 to 2847 and encodes 948 amino acids. NCBI's taxonomy places the organism in Eukaryota, Metazoa, Chordata, Actinopteri, Clupeiformes, Engraulidae. Gene Ontology annotation, molecular function: SNARE binding. Gene Ontology annotation, cellular component: exocyst. The transcript is spliced from 14 exons.